AGAGGAGAUAGUGAGUGAGAGGGACACAGAGGGUAGCAGCCAGCCACAUGUAGCCUCUCCGAGUGGAGGAAAGGUCCAAGCUGUGCGCGCGCCUGAUUCCUUCUCUUGGGUUUGAUUUGUUCUUUUUCUUUUCUGGAGGGACAACAUGUUUCCGUUUCAUCCCGGGGACAUUAUCCCGCAACAUUAGUAUUGAUCCGGCUGCAUGCCGCAGGAAAUGUCCAGCGGAGGGAUGGACAGAUGGAUUUUGGUGCACGGGGAGAAGAACUGGAGAGCAAAAAGAGAAGAGGAAGAAGAGUGUGGGGCUGCUGAGAACGGGUCUCCUUUUCACACUGGGUGAAGCAUUGUAGGCUGCCAGGCUCCCACCGCCAUCUCCUUCAUCCUUCAAACAGAAUCCUCCACCCUGCCUGGCCUCACCUGGCAAAACCCCAUCAGACAACCACCACUGGCCCUCCCUUUACCCCAUGGUGGCCCCAAGGCCUACCCUCUCACUGCUACUGGCAAUCCUGGCCUGCACGGGGCCCGCACGCCCCUCGCCCCCCCUGCUCCUCCGGCCCCGGGAGAGAGAGAGGGACUCGGGUGGCAUCAACAUAGCCGUAGUCCACUCUGGCUCCUCCCUGCUCCCGGAGACGGCGGCGGUGGGAGGUGCGGGGGUUGGCGAGCCGGGUCUUGGGUCCGGUCUGGGAACUGGUCCGGGUGGAGGAGGAAGGGGGGUGACGGAUACAGCCUCGUUGGCAGGAGUCGCUGCCAUGGCCUCUUUGUCCUCUUCAACAUACCUGUCACUGGCGGCACUUUCCACUGAGACGGUGAUGACACCAUCAGGCCAAGCCAACGUCAUUUACCUGGCAGUGAAUGAGAGCAGUCCAGGAACCCUGCUGUUGCAGCUGUGUGAGCUGCUGGCCACUACACCCCUACAGGGUUUGGUGUUUGAAGAGGAGAGACCACCGCCACCAAACCGCGCCCCUCUGGCCCCAAUGCUUGAGUUUGUCUCUGCUCAGACUGGGGUUCCUGUUGUUGCCGUCGGGGGAGGAGCCAGUCUGGGACGGGAGCCACAGGAGAGCGGCUCAAUCUACCUUCAGUUCACUUGCUCCACAAUGCUCCAACUCGAGGUCAUCUUUGAAGUCCUGGAGGAAUAUGACUGGACGGCGUUCUCUGUUGUUACAACCCGUCACCAUGGCUACGAGGACUUCCUGGCCAUGGUGGAGGGUAUGACGGAUGGCUCGUUCAUUGGCUGGGAAAGGAAGAGCGUGGUGGUUCUUAAUGUGACAGACGACCCCGGUGGGGCAAGAACCAAGCGAGUGCUCAAAGACAACGAAGCCCAGGUCCGUCUGCUGUACUCCUCUCUGGAAGAGGCUGAGAUGAUUUUUCGGGCAGCCUGGGCAGCAGGACAGGCCGGCCCAAGUCACAUGUGGUUUGUCGUGGGACCUGCCCUGUCUGGAUUGGGCUUGGAAGGACUGCCAAAAGCCUUGUUUGCCAUCAGGCCUCAGGGCUGGAGGGACGAGCCACGCAGACGUAUUGCCAAGGGAGUGUCUGUGCUCACUCAUGGGGCGAUGGCUCUGCGGAGGGACCAAGGGUCAAACAGUCGAACCCAAUAUGCAGGGAACUGCCAAAGUGAUGGAAACCAGACCCAUCGAGUGCCGGACAGAAUCAGGUAUUUCACCAACAUUUCCCUCAGUGGACGAGAUUAUUCCUUCAACAGCGAUGGGUACCUGUCCAAUCCCCUGAUUGAUGUCAUUUCCUACACCAACGGCAGAGGCUGGGAGGAGGUUGGCUGGUGGGAAAAUGGACACCUGCGCCUACGUUACCAUCCCUGGUCUCGUUACGGCUCCUUUCUGAAGCCUCUGGAUGAUGCUCAACACCUCAGAGUGGUCACCCUGGAGGAGAGGCCCUUCGUUAUUGUGGAGCCUGCUGACCCUGGAACAAGCUCAUGCAUUCGGGACUCUGUUCCCUGUCGCUUGCCUAUUAAUUCCAGUUUGGUCCUGGAUGGUGCUGCACCCAUGAAGCAUUGCUGCAAAGGGUUCUGCAUUGAUGUUCUGAAGCGCUUGGCCAAAAUUGUGGGCUUCACCUACGAUCUUUACCUGGUGACAAAUGGCAGACAUGGGAAAAACAUUGAUGGGGAGUGGAAUGGCAUGGUUGGAGAGGUCGUCUCCAACAGGGCUGACAUGGCCAUCGGUUCCCUCACCAUCAACGAAGAGAGGUCAGAGGUUGUAGAGUUCUCCGUUCCCUUCGUUGAGACCGGCAUCAGUGUCAUGGUGUCCCGCAGCAAUGGCACAGUGUCUCCAUCUGCUUUUCUUGAGCCCUAUAGCCCAGCAGUGUGGGUGAUGAUGUUUGUGAUGUGCCUGUCAGUGGUGGCUGUCACCGUCUUCAUCUUUGAGUUCUUCAGCCCCGUGGGAUAUAACCGCAGCCUGCAGAGCGCCAAGAAAUCGGGUGGAUCUAAGUUUACCAUUGGGAAAUCCGUGUGGCUGCUCUGGGCUCUGGUUUUUAACAACUCUGUUCCCGUUGAAAAUCCCAGAGGAACCACCAGCAAGAUAAUGGUUCUUGUUUGGGCCUUCUUUGCUGUCAUCUUCUUGGCCUCCUACACUGCAAACUUGGCUGCCUUCAUGAUCCAGGAGGAGUAUAUUGACACAGUGUCAGGACUGUCUGAUAAGAAGUUUCAGCACCCGACAGAGCAGUACCCACCACUGCGCUUUGGUACGGUGCCGAACGGGAGCACUGAGGAGAACAUCCGCUCCAACUAUCCCAGCAUGCACCAGUAUAUGAUUCGCAAUAACCAGAAAGGCGUGGAGGAGGCCAUUGAGAACCUUAAGACAGGAAAACUAGAUGCCUUUAUUUAUGAUGCUGCUGUGCUGAACUAUAUGGCCAGGAAGGAUGAGGGCUGCAAGGUAAUGACUAUUGGCUCUGGAAAAGUGUUUGCCACCACAGGCUAUGGCAUUGCACUGCACAAGAAUUCUCGCUGGAAGCGACCAUUGGACCUGGCUCUGCUGCAACUUGUUGGAGAUGAUGAGAUUGAUAUGUUGGAGCGCCUCUGGCUGUCUGGAAUUUGCCACAAUGAUAAGAUUGAGGUGAUGAGUAGUAAGCUGGAUAUUGACAACAUGGCGGGGGUCUUUUACAUGCUGCUGGUAGCCAUGGGCCUCAGUCUCCUAGUAUUUGCCUGGGAGCAUCUGGUGUACUGGAAACUAAGGCAUUGUGUGAAGAGGUCUGGGGGAAUGGACUUUCUCUUGGCUCUCAGCAGAGGAAUGUACAGCUGCUGCCAGUUUGAGGAUGAGACAGCUCCAGGAGGAAGUAAAAGCUCUUUGCCCCAAUACCAUUCUGUAACUACUAUGCCUAGUGUCCCUCAACAACACCUUGUUACAGCCACAGUAAACAACACAACAGCCAUUGCAAUGGUGCAACAGCAGCAGAAGCACCACCAACAGCAACAAGGGCAGACCUACACGACUAUGUUACCUGGAUCGCCAAUCACUACAGGACAUUCAGCAAUGGCUCUGGGUCCCUCAAACAGCCCUUUAUUGGAAGGCCCUAUGCCUUGCUCCACCUUCCUGCCUCGUCAUGACCGCAGAUUGGCCGUUGUUGAUCGCUGGAACAGGCCAAAGCCAGAAAAAGUCAUGAGUGGAGGCAGCAGUGGAGGAGUGGGUGUUGGAGGAAUUGCAGGGGGUAUAACUGAACUCCAAGCACAGCAGCAAUAUCAGCAGAACCUUGGAACACACUGGAGCCAUCAGGGAGUGAUCCCUGUUGGAGCAGGAGGCGACACAGGGCUAGAUGAAUAUAAGCGCUACUAUGGCCCAAUAGAUCCAGAGGGGCUAGGGGCUAACUUAGACCAACAGGCAGGUCCUCAACAGUCUACCAAAGCCAAUUCUCGAGGCUUUAAAGCCCCAGGAAUGCCAAGGUUGCCUCCAAAAGGCCCUCAACAAGGACAAGGGCACCUCAUUUCUAAGCCACCCCCACCACUUCCAUCUUCUCCACGGAGGCCACCCUUCUGGCGCAGAGGAAGCCUUGCUCAGGCAAGGAGAAAAGGCUCAGGAGGUCCACUUUAUGAGAAUAUACUCCCUCUUGGGAGACGAGGAGGUGGAAGAUAUGGGGCAAGUGAUGGAGUUGGAAGGAGGGGUCACAGACCCCCUCCACCACUUCCAGUACCCCUCUCCUCCCCUACACAUACACCUACUACACCUUCUUCUCCAUGCCGUUUCUACUCAACUUGCUCCAGUGCCUCAUCUUCUUCGUCUUCAUCUUCAUCAUCGUCAUCAUCUUCGUCAUCAACUGGGUCACUUUCUCGAUCAAAUUCCCCUUCAUCCUGCUCUAGUGAAAGCUCCUACAACUCCUCACUGAGUUUCCGAUAUCGAGCAGGGGAUCGAGAUUUCACGGUGGAUGAUGAUUAUGACUCAGAUCUUCUUACAGAGGAGUCUAGCCUUCUUUUAGGGUCACGGAAAAAGAUGCGUUCCCGGAGAAUGUCAUCUCGCUCACUGCCAUGCAGCCCACCACCUCCUCCAGUCCCUCCGCGAAAACCCCAUCCACAAAGAAAUUUUGGAAGAGAGAGAACUGGCAGUCAGUUGGCACAGUUGCAGGAGUGGUGGGCAUCAUGGGGUGACAGAGACCGGGCAAGGGGAGGGACAUUGAACAAAGGAGAAGGAGCAGUAAGUAAAGAUGAGAAGAGACACCACAAGGAGAGAGAAAGGGAGAGAAAACAAAGAAAGAAAGGAAGAAAAAAGAAGAAACUGGAGGAAAGGGAAAGAGAAAGGGAGCGUAAGCGUCGUAAAGCAAAGAGGAAGAGGAAGAAAGAGGAUAAGUUAAGAAAGAGAGAGCGUAAGAGGACAGAGCAAGAGGGUGGGGACCCAGAAAAACGAGAGGAAGUGAAAUCAGCAACGCCAGAUUUCCCUAAUUACCCAGCUUUGAGGCAAGAGUCAUUUCGGAAAAAGAGUGAGAGCUCCAUCAGAAGCUAUGGAUGGAACAUCCCAGGGGAAGAGGAAAGGAAGAACAGAGAGGGAAAAGAAAGAGAUGAUGGAGAAGAGGAUAGAGGUAAAGAAAGACAUCACAGAAGAAGAAAUAGCAAGCACCACCCUAACUCUGGUAGGGCUUCUACAUCUGUCAAGUUCUGGCGAGGAGGAAAUCCUUCUGAUACUCUCCCAUCUGCAUUUCUGCCCUUGUUACCUGCCUCUGCUAAAAGAAAGAAAAGCAAAGGCUCAGACAGAGAUGCUGUAGGCAUUGAAGGAGAAAGGAGACCACUCCUUGGUAGAAAUGAAAGAGGCGAGAUGCAUUCCAAGGAGGGAUUGUCUUUUCAUGAGUGGGAAUCUGAAGUAGAUGAUGAAGAAGAUUCUGAGUCAGAUAGGAGGAAAAUAGGCCGUGGAAAAAGGCAUAGAGGAGGUAGGACUGUUUCUGAAGAGGAGCGGGAACGUGAUAAGGUAGUCGGGAUAUAUUCUGAUGAUGACGGUUCUUCAGGAGAAUUUGGGAAGUUUGAGAGGUACUGGGAGGAUCAUGAAGGAAGGGCAGUGGGAGGGAUAGGGGGAGGGGGGUGGUUUUUUAGCACAUAUCCUUCUAGAGAUAAAGCAGGUAGUGUCAACAGCAGAGAUGAUCUCUUCCAAGAGCGAGGAGAAAGAUGGGGGACUGCAGAGACUGGGUGGGGCUCUGGUGCAGGUGUUAAAGAAGAGAGAAGUUGGGGAUCAGGUUCCCAUUGGCCACCUCCUCCUCUCACCGCACCCCCUCCCCGUCGAUACUGGUCAGUUGACAAGCUUCACAUACAGGAUGAAAAGAAGAGUAAGCGCAAGACCAAGGACAAAGGAAGGGGGAACACGGCUUGCUCCUCCUGUCAUUCACCUCGACAUCAUCCACACUCCUCAAAAUGGGCUCGUUUGACUUCACGAAGCCAGGAAGAGCUGUACCAUCAUUGUCAGAGUUUUGGUGGUCCCUUGAAGCCAAAACAUGACUCCUCAUCAUCAUCCAAACCAGAUCGGUCACACAAUCUUUCUAAAUCUGGAAGCCAGUCAAACAUAAGCAUCCAGCAACGGACACAAAGAACAGACAAGGAUCGAGAUCGAGGAAGACAACCAUCCCCACCUCUUUCUCUUGUAUCGAACUUGCCAGCACCACUCCCAGCCCUUCCGGCUCCUUCGUCCUCCUCUCACUCCAUCCAUGCUCCUCUCCCUACCUCUUCCUCAUCUGUAUCCUCUCCCUCAGUGGUCUCAUCUGCACCAGGGGCUAUUCAGGCCUCCUCGAUGGCUUCUGCAAGUGCCAAACUGCAGUACCAGAGACUGCGCUCCGUACCCCAGCCCCAGAGGUUUCCUCAAUCUCCUCAUUUACCCCUAAAAGCCAAGAGCCUUUGCUCACGAAGGGGCUCAGCUCAGUUCUCCAGUGUGGAGAGUGAAGUUUGAUUUAAGCCAGAUAACAAAAGUUCUAAGAAUGUCCUGCUAGGUCGAUGUAAAGGACAGACAAUGCAAACAUGGUGGCAUAGCUAAGUCAGUACACUUCUGAGCCUGUUCCUUAAUGUUCUGCACAAAUGAACAAACAAACCAGAAAGCUUAACAGACUUGGUGAAGUAGGUCACAAGAACACAGGACCAUUUUAUUUUUACCGUUGCCUCGAUAAAAUUUUCUCAUUCUGUGACAGAAAGCAGCAAUGACUCGCUGAACAGUGCAAAAUGGUGAGAUCAAUUCUGAUAUGAAAAGAAGUGCUAAUAAAGAAGGCAUAUUUGCUGUUAUAAGUAAAGCAUAUUGAAAGGUGAAACAGGAAAAUAGUCAGUGCUUUCAGCGAAAUCUCAAUACUUUCUGAGGGCUCAGGAACUUUAUAGUACUGCACCCACUGCUCUCAGAAGCCUUUAACACAAAACACUGUUCUUAUGUUUUCCUAUUAAACAAAAUGCUUACCUUGAUUUUUCUUUAUCCCAAGCAAACUGUUUACACUCCCGCAGAACUGUGAAAGCAACCUGAAGCAUCUUUGUUGCUUGAUUAAUGCCUUCUUGUUCAGAGGGACGGGGGGGUGAUACCACACCUUUUAUUUUUGUUUGCUUCCCUUUCCUCCACUUUCUUACUCUGCUGCUUUUUAGAUUUGUUUUAGUUUUUCUUCUGCCAACUUUCUGUGACCUUUACAUACCAGUCUUGUUUCCACUCUCUCCCCAGCUCCUCCCUUGUCCUCCCCUCUUACUGCUUCUCUUUGAUGUAAUUAUUCUGUGUGUCUGUGCUUUUCUGUGUUUGUAUUCUUGACAACAGGGUAAGUCAGCUGUGACUGAUAUUCUUCUGGCUUAAUGAAAAGCUGAGUGCCAAACUUAAGUAGAGCUCAACAUCAACAUGUAUACUGUUGGCCGCUGUGUUUCAUUUUAUCUUGCAGAUUAUUACAUCACCUCCAAUAUGUGCUCAUGCUAACACACACAUACAUGCAAAAGCAAAUACUCAAAUACUUGUAAGAAUACAUGCACAUCAACAAGUCAAAUUAUCUAAUCUUCUUGAGCAAUACAUUUUACCAUCUUUGUUCUUGUUAAAGCUUUAUACUUAAAUAUCAUUUCUUUACUUAUGUGUCAUGGUUGUUGUUGCUAUUGAUGGUGUUUUAGAUGUCAAGACAUGUAUUAAGUCUAAUACAAUGUAAUCACUGUGCCAUACUACUCAAACCUGGGUACACCUAAAAUGUUUUCACAACUACCUAACCACAAAACUGGGGGCAGUUUUUCUUCCUGCCUGUUUUAUUGCCUGAAUGUAAAGUCAGCCACUGACAUGUGUGCUGCACCAUUUACUGUAAGACACUUGAAAGUGGAACUUGUAGCACUUCAGAAGGUCUACAUGGAUGAUAAAAAAUAUCUAUAUAUAUAUAUAAAGUUGAUUUGGGUUAUUGAUGACAAAGCCUGGUGAAUAACAAUAUGUGAUCUUGUAGGAUGGAGUUCUAAAGAUUUACUUCUACCCUUGAUCAAAACUAAAUUUUUGUUUGGUUGCUUUCAUUUCUAGUCUUCAAGUUAGUGCCAAGGCUAGAGAACAAAAAAACAACAACAUAUUCAAUCAUUUUUGCUUGCUUUCACCAGGCCAUGUGUAUUUAAGCAGUUUAGUUUUUGUUUAAAGAUUGCUGGUAUUAUUAGCCUCAUGGUAAUUACUUCUGUCAAGUAUGAGAACAAAGGUAUGUUAAUGUGUGAUCAGAAAGUUAUUUAUUUUUACUUAGGUAUACAAUUAGUGCCAGAGCCGUUCUGAUGUCACAGGGAAGAUGGUUAUGAUGUGAUAAAAGUUGGACUCUGAGUAUGAGUACAUGGAAGGAACAGAGGCACCUGUUGUGAUAUUUUGUUAAAAAAAUAUUAAAAAGCAUUUUCCAUCUUGUAAUUGUUUGAUUAUAAGAUCUAGCUUUUUAAAUGAUGGCAUGGCUUAUACCAGCAAUUACUUUCGGAUCUUAAGCACUCACUUAAUUUUACAUGUCUCAUGUCAAUUGUACUUCAAAUUAGGUCCUUUUUUAUAAACAGGUAAAUGCUGAUAGAGGUUUUAUUGAUUGUUGAAAUUUCCUGAGCCAUUUUUCCCUAACACUUUGGUCAGCUCAUGUUGAUUGCCUGGAACUGCAUCUGAGCCAUACAUUUAAUUUUACUAAAUAAAACAAAGAAACUAGCUUUUUAAAAUGGAUUUUAUCA
This is a messenger RNA of Cyprinodon tularosa, 8581 nucleotides long. It is a transcript of the gene grin2da, whose product is annotated as glutamate receptor, ionotropic, N-methyl D-aspartate 2D, a. Gene Ontology annotation, molecular function: transmitter-gated monoatomic ion channel activity involved in regulation of postsynaptic membrane potential; NMDA glutamate receptor activity. Bases 462 to 6359 code for a protein of 1965 amino acids. The transcript has 19 exons. The record is from RefSeq and is a predicted model, not a curated record. Lineage: Eukaryota; Metazoa; Chordata; Actinopteri; Cyprinodontiformes; Cyprinodontidae. Gene Ontology annotation, cellular component: NMDA selective glutamate receptor complex; plasma membrane; postsynaptic membrane. Gene Ontology annotation, biological process: synaptic transmission, glutamatergic; excitatory postsynaptic potential; monoatomic ion transport.